Molecule: messenger RNA, 2821 nt
Organism: Diceros bicornis minor
Lineage: Eukaryota; Metazoa; Chordata; Mammalia; Perissodactyla; Rhinocerotidae
Gene: MOB3C
Product: MOB kinase activator 3C
Exons: 4
Coding region: 176-826 (216 amino acids)
Biological process (GO): positive regulation of protein phosphorylation; signal transduction
Cellular component (GO): nucleus; cytoplasm
Molecular function (GO): protein kinase activator activity
Source: RefSeq, a predicted model, not a curated record
CGAGAGCGACCCGGCAGGGCAGGCCGGCGGACAGGCGAGAGAACCGGCAGGGCGGGAGGACUGGCAGAAGAAGGCGACCCACGGCGCUGGGGAUGUGACCCCGCGGCCAGACGAGGACCCCCGGGGCAUCCACAGGUCCUGCCCCUGGACCCCUGGCCCCCGACCCAGCCUGGCCAUGGCGCUGUGCCUGAAGCAGGUGUUCGCCAAAGACAAGACAUUCCGGCCGCGGAAGCGCUUCGAGCCUGGCACACAGCGCUUUGAGCUGUAUAAGAAGGCACAGGCAUCACUUAAGUCAGGCCUGGACCUGCGCAGCGUGGUGAGGCUGCCCCCUGGCGAGAACAUCGAUGACUGGAUUGCCGUGCACGUGGUGGACUUCUUCAACCGCAUCAACCUCAUCUACGGCACCAUGGCGGAGCGCUGCAGCGAGACCAGCUGCCCGGUCAUGGCCGGAGGGCCCCGCUACGAGUACCGCUGGCAGGACGAGCGCCAGUACCGGCGGCCUGCCAAGCUCUCGGCGCCACGCUAUAUGGCCUUGCUCAUGGACUGGAUCGAGGGCCUCAUCAAUGACGAGGAUGUCUUUCCCACACGCAUUGGAGUUCCCUUCCCCAAGAACUUCCAGCAGGUCUGCACCAAGAUCCUGACCCGCCUCUUCCGUGUCUUUGUCCACGUCUACAUCCACCACUUCGACAGCAUCCUCAGCAUGGGGGCUGAGGCGCAUGUCAACACCUGCUACAAGCACUUCUACUACUUCAUCCGCGAGUUCAGCCUGGUGGACCAGCGGGAGCUGGAGCCACUGAGGGAGAUGACAGAGCGGAUCUGUCACUGAGCCCAGGCCUGGACGUUGUUGCCCGUCAGAUGGAUUAUCUCUGUACAGAGUGGCUAGGGGAGAGGACCCUCGGGAGUCUGGUGGCAGAGGAACCUGCAGGCCCUGGGACCCGUCCACACACCCAAAGCCCCUGGACUUCUGGUUCUCAAAAGUCUGCCCACAUGUCUCCCCGACUGCUUAUGAAUGGGGAAGGGGAGAGCUUAGAGGUGGGCAAGGAGAAGGGAAGGAACAGCUAACCCUCUGGCAUGAAGUCUAGGGGCGGGGUAGGCUAGAGAGUUUCUGCUCUGAUACUUGACCCUUCCAUGGUGGUUCCCAAGUGUAUUUGGAAAAUGUGGAUGUGGCUGAGGUGAUGGCAAGAAAGAUACAAGAAAGCAGCCUGUGUGUGAGUAAGCACAGAUAACUGUGUGUGUGUGUGUGUGUAUGUGUGUGCAUGAUUUUGACUGUGGGGUAUGUCUGUGACAGCUAGCUCCCUUGACCCUCCCUGGCACACAGUAGGCCCUCCAUAAAUAUUAGGUACAUGGAAGGAAGGAAGGAAAGAAGAAAGUGAGCAGGGAUUGGGACCAUCAGACCGUGACCACUGUAGGAGUGAUGACAGGUCAGUGUCCCCACUCAGUGUGUCUGACCAUGUGUGUAAGUACACAAAAUGUGGCUGUAGAUGUAGCUCUAUGUUUGAACCUUCCAGGCUGCUGUCUUCCGUAAGCAUGAGUUCUGGGGAGCUGCAGGGAGGUAGGAAGGGGAGCCUUGCCCUGGGUACCUAAACCCCUGGCCCACCACAGUCACAGGUUCUGAUUUGCUCAGCCGGAAAUGCUCAUCAGCUAUCCUUUCACUCAUCCCUCUGCCUGUAGGAAGGCUUGAUUAUAGACAGCCUCCUGGGGAUUGGGAGUGAUCUGUCAUGUUUACAAAGGUCUCCUGGUCCUUAAAUUGGGAAUCAUGCUCCAGUCUAGCUCCUAGAAUCUAUAGACUUGGCUCCCAGGAUCUGAAGCCCAGCACAAGAUAAUCCUCCAACCCAAGGAGCUAGUGGAACUUGAACUGGGAAAUCUGGAGACUUGUCUCCCAUCGUGGGACAUCGAGGACCAUGUAGCUAGUGAGUGGACUCUUCCAGGCUUGGAGAGUUCUCAUUCUGCAAGAUCCUGCCUCCUUCCCAACCAUUCUUGAGAUAUUCCAGCUGGGUGGAUCUCAGAGCAUAGCUGUCCACAGAGAAACUGGGGUGUUCAUUCAGCACUCCAUUACUCAGCAGGCCCCUGCCCAGCCCUGUGCCCAGACCCACAGGUGGGGAAACUGAGGCAGAGACAGGGCUCUCCCCUCCCAGAGCCUCCACACUGGGAGGCCAGAUAGAGAGCCAGAAAGGACCUGAGGAUCAUCCAGUCUCACUCACAGAAUCAUCCACGUACACAGGAGGAAACUGAAGCCAGAAGGAAAGGAGGGAGAAGCUGUACAAGGCCUCACAGCAAAGUUUUUGUGGAGCUGGAGUAGAAACCAGGGGUCCUGACUCCCACCCAGGGCCUGUGGAUUGCUACAUAGGAAGAUGAGAUGCACGUGGAAAGAGGGUUUGACAGGCUGUCUCCAGGACACAGCUGUUCCUGCUUUGAGCAAGGAUGUCUAGUCUGAUGCCAGAGUGCCCUACUACCCCUCGGGUCUGCUGAGGUUGUCAGCUGAGCCAAACCUCCAAAAUCAUGCCUGUCUCCGUGGCCCAGCAGCUGCCUGAUCUCUGGGGAAGCAGAUGGGGCUCCUGGGGCCAGCCAGCUGCACCUGGGACUGCUGCCUCUGGAGAAGUUUCCCUGGAAACACACUGGCCCAGCAGCUUUGCCAGAGACUCUCGAGUGAGGGCGUGGGUCAGAGAUUCCCCCAGGGAGGACUGCACUGGGAGAUGAAUUCUAGGCUGUGGCCAUUGCUGAUUGCAGACGGGGGUAGGGGCGAAAUCUAUUUUUGUGAAAUAGAGGGAAGACUUUAUUAUUGUUAUUUUUGGUAAAAUAAAGGAGGCAAACUAAAGCGGCA